AUUUGGUGCCAAACGUCAAAUCGCCCUAAACGAACCAGCCUGGUGGAAAUAACGCGCGCCCAAACAAAAAUCGCGAACCGGUGUAAAAUGCCCCAAGAAUUGCGUGUUGUUCGUUGUUUUCAGUGUUUAAAAUAUCAGGUUGAUAUCGUUAAAAAGGCCAACAAAUGGGCGUGCAAGGUUUGUGGCGUCAAACAAUCGCUUGCGAGAGAGUUCUUUCGCGGCGCGGGCAAAGAUUGCCGAAGCGUGGUGCACCAACUAUCGAUGCGAAAUCAAGCAAUGGAUCAACAGGAAGAGGAAGUGGUUAAGCUGGUGGUUCAAAACAAAAUACGCCUCCCAAAACCACCUGUGAAUGUACCAACAACAACAGAUGGCCAAAGAGACGGUAGCGAGCCAAUACAUGGUCCGAGCAAAUGGGAAUCGUUUCUGACAAAAGAAGCUACAAACGAUGAUCCGAAUGAUUGUUUAAGUGCAUCGGAUUCGUUUGAAAAUGUGUCCAGUACAACGUUUGACCGGGAGCGCAUUAAUUGUCCUGAGAUUGGCAUGAAGGCAACGGGUGCAAGUGGUUGGAACAAAUACCGAACGAACGGGCAAGAUUUGCAUAGCGAUGGUGCACAACUGUUCGCAAACAAUGAUAGAGAGUCGUCAUCAGGGAGAAACUGGGUCGCUCAAGCUAAAAGUUCGAUUGGUCAGGCAAGCAAAGCAAAGCAGACCACAAUAUCCUUCCAAGGGCGAGAUAAUCGCUGGAGCUGUUCUGCUAGAAAUGAUUCAUUAGAGCUUCCUAGUUUUCAUCACAAACCUAAUAAUAGCAGACGAGCCUUACCAAACACGACGCGAAAGUUCGUUGCUGAAGCUAUUGUAGUGCCAAGCCUUUCAACGUCCGUGGCUCCCGGUUCUUCUGCGAGUUCCAAACCACCAGAGAUGCCUAUCAAGAGAAAACUUACAGCAAAUCCUCCGCUGAUGAAUUUCGGAAAACGAAUUGCAACAGAUAGUAAGCCUGCACCUACUAAUUCUAAGGAGCCAUCGAAUAAUGUCUUUGAUAGGAAGCCCAGAACAGAUACCGAAACUGCCACCGUAUCCUCCUCCAAGUGGGCAAAAUAUCUCCAGGAAGAUGAUGAAACGGACGAAAAUACAGACAACAAUUUCAUCAUGUUCUGAACAGCACAUUAAA
Molecule: messenger RNA, 1168 nt
Organism: Anopheles stephensi (Asian malaria mosquito)
Lineage: Eukaryota; Metazoa; Arthropoda; Insecta; Diptera; Culicidae
Product: MRN complex-interacting protein
Exons: 2
Coding region: 88-1155 (355 amino acids)
Biological process (GO): mitotic G2 DNA damage checkpoint signaling
Cellular component (GO): nucleus
Molecular function (GO): chromatin binding
Source: RefSeq, a predicted model, not a curated record